UCCAAGUGUAAUUGUCAUUAAAUUAAAUUGUGGAAAAAAAAUGGAGGAAUGCCGCACACCGACGCACAAAACCAAAUUCAACUUUAAUCUCACUCCCACGAUGAGGUGGAACCACCUGAAUGUGAACACAUCGAAUGUGCGUUGUUCCACUCCGAUCUCUGGCGCUUUCCGAUCGCCCAACAUGUCGCCCAUCCAGAGUAUGAAUACCAUGCAGCUUUCCACAAAGACCAUGCUGGGGAAGCCCUUCAACAAGCCUCCGAUCAAGAAACAUUUGCAUCAUAUGCACCGAACGGAGGUCCCAGCUCCAGUCAUCCUUCUAUCCAAGAAGCAGGAAGAUGGCGCCGAGCGGGAGCGUAAGAGCAACAGCAGUUCGGAUACCCUCUCCGACGACUCGAAUAUUGAGACCUCAUUGUGCCGCGAAUCGCGUCGUCGCUCCAUGAUAGCCUCCAAUCACUCGUACGUGUUCAAUCAUGGGGCCAAUGUGAAACAAGUUCUCGUGCAUGUUGGUCUAGAGAAAUAUGUGGAUAACUUCGAGAGGGCUCACAUUGAUCUGGUCGAUUUUGCCUCCAUGGAGAGGGACGAUUUAAAAAACAUUGGCCUGUCCGCCGAUGAGGAUUGCACUCGCAUUCUAGACGUUAUAAAAGCCCUCUAAGGGAUCGCUGGCGGAUCUCAAAUUUUAGCUUAAGAUUUUUAAAUGUGUUUUAUGUACUCCCAAAAGAAAUAAAAAAAUGUAUCUGUAUUUAAACAAUAAGA
Molecule: messenger RNA, 753 nt
Organism: Drosophila persimilis
Lineage: Eukaryota; Metazoa; Arthropoda; Insecta; Diptera; Drosophilidae
Product: protein matrimony
Exons: 1
Coding region: 41-652 (203 amino acids)
Molecular function (GO): protein binding
Source: RefSeq, a predicted model, not a curated record